UAUGCCCUGAUGAGCUGUGCGAAACCGGUAUUGAAACGGUGAUUGGUUUAAUCCUUGAUAUACGCGAUAAAAUCGACGCAGGCAUAUUCUCAGUACCAGGCACGUCGAAAGAAGAAGGCAUGAGAACUAUUGCUCAGACUGACUCGAAAAGUGAUCUGGAUUCGAGGAAAAUCAUUGUUUAUAAUAACCGCCCUAUGGAAACUGACACUCCUGGCGAAGCAUACACCACAACAGAGGCGCGUUUAAUUCAGUCUCCAAGUGGAUUGAAUACACAGGAACCGCUUAUUGGCCAAAAGAGAUCUUUGAGAAGACCAUAUCAGUGUCUGGAAAGCGAGUGCCCAAUGGACACAGUCGCACCUAACUUGAAAGCCAUCAGAACAGAGCUGAGUCUAACAGAGUCGCCAAAUUCCGUCAACUCGGCGGAAACAGUACCCGAACACAUCAGCUUGUUAGAAAGGCCGUUGCAGUACUUGGAAGAAGGAGGAAAUACCAUAUGCCGUAUCAACCAUGAAUGCAUGGCAUUUUACUUACGCUGUCCAAAUUUGCUAAAUGUUAUAAAUCUGUGUGAAGAUGUCCUUAAUGGAAAGGUUGAAGCCCUUUUCAUGCCAUUGCAAGACUAUUUAAGAACACAACCAGAUUGCAACAACGUAUCGGUUGUUGUUGAUAUUUCUGGAAAUGACUUCACAAGGUGCAUUAUGCCAUGCCUUAUCAAAUUAAAUCGUAAAUUGGAUUCGAGAAUCCAACAACUUGAGUAUCAAUACAAACAAAAGAAUACAUCUAGUACUGCUGCAGGAAACACUGACAUAAAAACAGCAAUUUCCAUGCUCAAAGACUUGAUAGAUCAUCACCCAAGUGUCGAUUGUGAAACCCCGUCAGAGCUAAGACUAACUGUAGAUACACUUGGGGUAGAGGACAGUUAUACAUUGACGCGUCAUCUAGUUGAUGCUGCAAAUGUAUUGCAAAGACACAAGAAAAAAGCGAAAUAUAGAGAAAAGUUACAACCUACGGAUCAACACGAGAAAAAUGGUAUAGAAACUGCUAUAUCCAUUUUUAAAGAGCUGAAAGGCCAAAUGCCUUUUAUCGACGAAACUUCAGAAUUGAGAUUGAACGUAGAGGUGAUUGGAAUAAAGGACGGACAUUCACUGACACGUCAGAUAUUUGAUGCUGUGAUAGAAUUGAAAAGUACAGAGGAAACAAAGACGUCAAACUCACAGGAACUUCGACAAUAUCUGCAACGUGUGUUCCAGUAUUUGAAAAAAGGCGGAAAUGCACUCAAUAUGCGCGAAACGGACUGUUCCGCGUUUUAUAUCUGCUGCCCAACAUUGGCCAACGCAAUGACACUGUGUGAAGAUUUUUAUAACUGGCAAAGUUGAAGCGCUGUUCCAGCCACUGCAGGGUUAUUUGAAAACACUGCCAGAAUGCCAAGAUGUAUCGAUAGUUGUUGACAUUUCAGAAAGUGACUUUGUCAACUGCAUUUUACCUUCCCUCACAGCAAUUAAGCGUCAGUUAGAUUCAUGGGUGCCUGCUCAAGGGCCAGACUCGAGGGGAUCUGUGGCAGAUUACUUAGUGCUUCUUGAUGACAUGGAUGGACAUUUCAAACACGAACACUCGCCUUGCGAACAGUUUCUGACAGAUGUCAUGGAU
Dreissena polymorpha is the source of this 1644-nucleotide messenger RNA. RefSeq lists its product as uncharacterized. The coding region runs from base 120 to 1373 and encodes 417 amino acids. The transcript is spliced from 14 exons. NCBI's taxonomy places the organism in Eukaryota, Metazoa, Mollusca, Bivalvia, Myida, Dreissenidae. The record is from RefSeq and is a predicted model, not a curated record.